This is a messenger RNA of Cylindrotheca closterium, 1098 nucleotides long. NCBI's taxonomy places the organism in Eukaryota, Bacillariophyta, Bacillariophyceae, Bacillariales, Bacillariaceae. The record is from the annotation of a GenBank genome assembly.
AUGAGCAUAUCCAACGAAAAAGCGUCAAAUGUACCAACUGAUGCUGCCGACGAGUCCACCAUGAGCUCGGUUGUAGGUGAAAGUAAGAAAGGCAAACCGAAACACAGAAAUUCAGCGUCAUCAGCUACAGUGUCUUCAAUCACGAGUAAUGACAUCUACAGUGCAUUUGGAGUUGAUCGGCCCAGCAGUGGCAAAGUGAGCAAACUCCUCCAACCAAAACAAAGAAAAUCAGUGUCAUCAAUCACAGUAUCAUCCACCACAAGCAGCGAUAUCUACAGCGCUUUUGGAAUCAAGCGAAGUGAAGAAGAAGUAUCUGAUAUGGGAAUUGAAAUCGAUUUUGGUAACUUCGAUCCAAAAGCAGCAGCAAAGAAGCCAAAAAAGAAAAAGAAGAAGGCUUUGAAAUCGAUGGAGAAGCCUACUCUGAAGGGUAUUCCAGACGAAAUGCCCGCUCUGGAAACCAUUCCUGACGAAAAUCCUGUUGUUGAAGCUGCUGCUGAUGAAAAUCUUAAUCCUGGAAAAACUACUUCUAAAGUCCAACCAACUAUUGAAGCUGUUCCUGAAAAUAUUAUCAGCAAUUCAGACAGCCCCAUGGUACCUAUUGGAGAUUUGCAAGACAAGGAUAGUAUCGAGCAGGCGGCUAUUGAAACAAGCUCGACGUCCCUCAAAAUCCUGCCAGAGCCGACCAAUAGCAACUAUUUCCAAAGUUCCUAUACAGCAGAAAUGGAAGGUGUGCUCGAGGAUGUGGAAGCUCAAACGUCAAGUACAGGGCAGGCGAAGCAAGAGAAAUGUUUUCAUGAACCCACAAGAGCGAAAAAGGGAAAUCGAAAGUUGAAGUUAUGCCUGUUACUAUUCUUGAUUUUGGUCAGCGCCAGUGCAGGAGCCGCGUAUUAUCGCUUGAACAAACAAAGAGCAGUGAUGAUAACGAUGACGAAAACAACGGCAAUGAAGGAAGAAGAGGUUUCUCCAACAACAACAGUGGAAACAACAAGGGCAAUAUCACUCAUUAUAGGGGCGAUGACUAAUGACAGAUGCCUUUUCUCAUUUGGUGUCUCGAUUCCUUGGAGCUGGUUGUCCAUGCAUAGAACCAGUCGCCAAUAG